AUGGUCAAAGCCACACAGCAGCCCGACGUAUGCGACUUCCAGCCCGCUCGAGACUUUACUGAGCCAGAUCCUCUCGUUUCCUCAUUUGAAAGCAGAAAAAGGCUCGAGUAUACGAAGCAACUCGAGGCCAGCAUCCAGUCAGAUUACGCAUACUUGCUACCCGGAUUUGGCUUGGAUUUGUACCAUGUUGCCACCAUCUUGACCAUCCCCUCCAGGAAUUUUAAACCCCCACUCAGGCUUUCAAUGGAAUCCUGCCUGAUUGAUGGACGUCCUUUUGGUGGCAAUAACCAUCAAGACAUUUUAGAGAAACUCGAAGAUAUUCCUCCAUUCUAUAGACAUUAUAUGAUGAAUCUGGGCGCUGCUGAUGUUGCGCCUGAACUGCAGCCUUAUGCCCUUAGGGACAACGAACCUCAACCAACUUACAGUGAUGUUGAUUCGGAUGACAUGGAUGUGGACUUCAAAAAGCUCCUCAGGAGGUAUGCUCGCACAAUCCCGACGCUGGAGGACCAUCUCCGAGACGAAGCAGAAGCAGCCAAAUGCCGAGCGCGCGAUGGCAACAUAUGCAUUGUGACUGGUAAACCAAAUCCCAAAACUUACCACAUUCUUCCCUUCACGUGUAACGACACCGUGAAUCAUAAUAACAACACCGCGUAUGUGAGGGCAGGUGCGGAGAGCCUUUUGCUUAAGGAUAUCCCCGCGCAGGCGCCUUAUGUCUCAAACUCUCGUACACUCGGCGGAUCUGACAAAGCAUGGAAUCAACUAUGUCUCGACCCUGAGCUGUACAGCUGGUGGGCGAAAGGCUAUUGCGCUUUCAAGUUUAUGCACUCGCAUGAUAUCAGCGCAGGAAAGGAAAUGGUGACGUUGCAGUUUCGAUGGAUGCCGCAGAUCAAGAAAAGGCCUCGUAUGACUAUGAAAAUUCACGGCACUGGCCCCGAGAACGACUGGCUGAAUUUGAUGGCUGAGCUCGAUACUUUCCACGCCCAGCAUCAGCCUCCGCCUAAAAUAGGAGGCAAGACACUUCGAGCCACCACUAAAGCUGGCACACCUCUUCAAUCUGGGCAUCUCAUUCAUAUAUGUCUGCCUAAAGAAGAUGUGGAGCGCCUCGAGGUUGUCAUCAAUCUUCAGUGGUGCUCCAUAGUUUUCAUGGCCUUCAUUGGCGCUGCGGGUACCCCUGAGAUGCCUCUACGCGACAAACUUGAGGAAAAGGUUAUGACUUGGCUUGAGGAUGAAUCUGGCGCUAGUGAUCAGGACGAGAUUGACAGAGACUGA
Molecule: messenger RNA, 1269 nt
Organism: Fusarium subglutinans
Lineage: Eukaryota; Fungi; Ascomycota; Sordariomycetes; Hypocreales; Nectriaceae
Exons: 2
Coding region: 1-1269 (422 amino acids)
Source: RefSeq, a predicted model, not a curated record